Messenger RNA from Onychostoma macrolepis, 2490 nucleotides. RefSeq lists its product as uncharacterized. The coding region runs from base 138 to 776 and encodes 212 amino acids. The transcript is spliced from 6 exons. NCBI's taxonomy places the organism in Eukaryota, Metazoa, Chordata, Actinopteri, Cypriniformes, Cyprinidae. The record is from RefSeq and is a predicted model, not a curated record.
CGCUGACCUGCUUUCACGCCUGUAAGCUUGAGAGUAUUACUUCAAAGCAGCUCUCACAUUUUCACCCACUUUAAGAGCGACCAUUUUGCUCUGAGGGGGGUUUGUUAUUCAAGACCCACUCUGUGGCCAACUUAGGCAUGGAUCGACCGUGCAGUAUAAUCGUUGUUCUUUUACUCACAGGUGCUUUGAUCAGUAACACUCUUCAAGAGAAAAGCCUCAACGUCCAGUUGGAACCAAAGCAGAUUCAAGUUUGUGAAGGAGCUUCAGUCGCAAUCAACUGCACUUUUCAGCCGAGUGGAAUGUACAAAGUGAGAUGGUACUAUAGCCAGACACCUAUUUUAGACUGUAGAUCAGCUUACAAGAUACCUGAAGGACAGCGUUUUUUAAGAGAGAAAAAUGAAGACUGGUCAACACUCAGCAUUACUUUUAUCAAAGCCAAUGAGAGUGGAUGGUACUUCUGCGAGGUUACACAAGAUAUUCCAACUCUCAUACAAAGCUGCAGUAAUGGGAUACAAGUUAUAGUCGAUGCACCCAGCACCAGCACCAGCACCAGAAACAGCACCAGAACCACAGAAUCUCAGAAUUGGACGCAAAUUCAGACCACAGGAGAUUUACCUACAACUUGCACGCCCAAUGUUACAACAAUCCCCUCAACAUCCUCGACAUUUCCUCCGUGGUGGAUAUGGCUAGCGUUGGCAGUUGGAUGCUUAGUACUUCUCGUGUUAAUUGUUGUCAUAUGGAUCAUGUCACGCAUACCUAAAGUGUGGAGGACAUAAGCAUCAUAAAGCAUUACAAUGUAACAGCACCAUGACAAUGUUCAAAGAUUGUAUAUAACUUUACUCAAGCAACUCUCAAGUCAAUACACAUAAUGCUAAAGCCUUGUGGUUCUGAAUAUUUACAGCCUAUAAUCAAAUGUCUUUCUAUAAACUGAUGCAGGAAUCAAUAUUAUUUCUUGCUGUAAUCAAAAUUAUGCCACAGCAAUGCUUUAAAAGUCACACAGACUGACUAAGAAACAACAACGCAUGCUCAGGAGUCUUUGUACAAGGUCAGACAUUUCCUGGGUCGCAAACUAAGCGCUGAAUGAGUGUGGGUGGUAUGUGGUUAAGAGCUAUGAGAGUGCGCUCCAGUUGAUGACGAUUAAACUGCUUCUCAUUGUCUGUGGUUAGACUCGAGCAGAUGGGUGCUGCAUGCACAGAAAACCGUUUUCCUCCAGAACCUCAGUGUGGCCUGUGCUUUGUCCUGUUAACCAUUUGAUACAACACAACAGUAAUGUUAUGUGUUUUUAGAGACCAUUUAUGAGAACACCAAACCAAUGGGCUCGAGCUACUGGAGGCGAAACCGGACUAAGAUGGACAUCUGCGACGUGCCUGCGUCCAAAAAAACUGACACCAUUAAACCGCUAAGGAAGUACGACACCCUUUCAAGCAACAGAAUCCGAAGGCCAUAAGUCUUCCAUAUGAAAGAAUUAUCCUCUGAAAACUCAUUAAAUAUAUUAAAUACCUUACUGUACACACAUAUUUAAUUUUGUAAUGUAGCAUUUUCCGCUAGAUGCGAAACUGUAAAUAUAAAGCUGUUUUUUUUUUCUUCAGAAAGAGAUAGGCUACAUGAGAAAACCUGAUUUUUUUCCUUUAAUGACUUUCAAUUGUAUCAUACCGAAACAUUCUGUGGUUACAAAUAAAUGUGAAAACCACCAAAAAGAAAAAUCUUUUCCACUCACAAUUAAUAAUACAUUAUCAUUAUUGUGACAGCACAAAUAGUCCACCAUGAUUGGAUAACAAACCACAUACUGUGACAGCCGCAAAUGAGGAAAGCAAAUAAGGAAUUGAGGUGUUUCAUAGUUAUGAAUCAUUAAUUCUUAUGUAGUCAUUAAAGGAACUGGGAUUUUUCUUUGAACGCAUGUUAUAACAUAGGCCUACUGUAACUCACGUUAGUUAUUGACAUUAAUCAGAUCAGAUGCCAUCUGAAAACGAGGCUGUGAAGGAUACAGUACGCACUAUAUGGUCAUAACUUUAAACACUGUUCUAUGGUGUUUUUGUCUACUGAAAGUUUUUGAACAAUGAUGUUGUUAAACAAUAGGUGUAUCUGUUGAACGCGCUGUACUUCUAUCCCUCACAGCCUCGUAACAACAGUAGCUUUCCUCAGAUCUUGAAUAUAACUUAAAGGAAUCAAGAACUUUCAAACUGUGAACUCUAUGUGAAAAAACAAGUGCAUUCCAUGACAAAGAAUGCUGAAGUAUUUUGAACAAUAAUAAAAUUGUUUAAACUUCUGUACCGAUUUCGAUUCGAGUUCUUGCUGAGAGAGCGAUAGGGCCCGCCCACACGCUCUUUUGAUUGGCUGUAAUUUAUGAUUGAUUUUAAUGCAAUGAGAACGAGUCUGCUACUUAUGCACUUAGGGUUGUUGUUGUUGACUUUUUUUCUUUUUUCUUUUUGUCUUCAGUAUUAAAAUCAAUGUUUAAAUACGUUUACAUUUUGAUGUUGAUAAUAAUAAGGG